Molecule: messenger RNA, 432 nt
Organism: Lathyrus sativus (Indian pea)
Lineage: Eukaryota; Viridiplantae; Streptophyta; Magnoliopsida; Fabales; Fabaceae
Source: the annotation of a GenBank genome assembly
AUGGCAAGCUUGUUGACAACAUCAAUCUUCACAUAUUCUCCUGUCAACAAUGGUUCAAGGAGUUUCAGAAAGCCAGGUAACUCUUCUACACAACGGUGUUGCGUAAAGGCAAUGAACAUAGAGAAACCCUUGGAAGAAUUAUACAAUGUCAGGGUGGAAAGAAAAGUUUCACCUGAAAAACUAGCUCAGCUAGGAGUUUCAAGAUGGUCAGUAUGGAAGACCGGAAAAAGCCAUUUUCCAUGGGAUUGGCAGGUAGACCAACUGGUGUACAUAGAAGAAGGUGAAGUAAGAGUUGUUCCUGAAGGGAGCAAGCGUUUCAUGCAAUUUGUUGCCGGAGACUUAAUCCGGUAUCCAAAGUGGUUUGAGGCUGAUCUUUGGUUCAAUGGCCCGUAUCAAGAACGUUAUAGUUUCCGUGCAUAUGGUGAUGACUGA